AUGGCACAUUAUAAAGGAGCUGCCAGUGAGGCUGGAAGAGCCAUGCAGUUAAUGAAGAAAAGGGAGCAAGAAUUGCAAGAUAUGGAAAUAAGAAAAAAACGUAUUGAAGAGGAUCUUAAAUUGAAUAAUAUUGAGAAUAAAUUUGCCACUCAUUAUGAUGCUGUGGAACAACAGCUUAAAAGCUCUACGAUAGGUUUAGUUACUUUGGAUGAAAUGAAGGCAAAACAAGAGAAUAUUGUUAAGGAGAGGGAGAAAAGGUUAGCACAAAAACUAGCAGAAAAAGAACGGGAAAAACUAAGACAAAUGGAGGCAAAACAGGCUAUGAAAAAUAAACAGAAAAAACAGAUCCAAGCAUUAUCUUUCAAUUUGGAUGAAGAUGAUGAGGAUAAUGAUGGCUCAGAUAAUGAAGAAGACUUAAAAACAAAAACGUUAAAAAGAGAAAACGAUGAAGAACCACAAAUACCUAAAAAAAUCAAGAAAGAUCCAAACGUCGAUACAAGUUUUCUUCCUGAUCGCGAACGUGAAGAAGAAGAACAUAGAUUAAGAGAAGAAUUAAGGCAACAGUGGGCAGAACAACAGCAAAAACUAAAAGAGGAAGAAAUUGAUAUAACUUUCAGUUAUUGGGAUGGUUCAGGACACAGAAGAACAGUUAGGGUGAAAAAAGGAAACUCUAUUUAUCAGUUUUUGCAGAAGGUUUUAGAAUUGCUGAGAAAGGAGUUUUCUGAACUUAAAACUGUAAUGGCUGAUCAACUUAUGUAUGUUAAGGAGGAUCUCAUACUACCUCAUCAUUAUACAUUCUAUGAUUUUAUUGUUACAAAGGCAAGAGGUAAGAGUGGCCCCCUCUUUCAAUUUGACGUUCAUGAUGAUGUAAGAUUAACUAGUGACGCGUCCAUAGAAAAAGAAGAAUCCCAUGCUGGUAAAGUUUUAUUAAGAAGUUGGUAUGAGAGAAACAAACAUAUUUUCCCUGCAAGUCGAUGGGAGCCAUUUGAUCCCACAAAAACUUAUGACAAAUAUACUGUUUCCGAUAAAACUAAGAAAUAA
This is a messenger RNA of Brassicogethes aeneus, 1041 nucleotides long. The record is from the annotation of a GenBank genome assembly. NCBI's taxonomy places the organism in Eukaryota, Metazoa, Arthropoda, Insecta, Coleoptera, Nitidulidae.